Molecule: messenger RNA, 1725 nt
Organism: Vitis riparia (riverbank grape)
Lineage: Eukaryota; Viridiplantae; Streptophyta; Magnoliopsida; Vitales; Vitaceae
Exons: 1
Coding region: 1-1725 (574 amino acids)
Source: RefSeq, a predicted model, not a curated record
AUGGUUCUACUAAGCCUUUUCCUACAAAUCGUCCUAAUCAUCUUUAGCAACCGACGAAAGUACACAGUCACACCCUGGAUCAGAAUCCUGAUUUGGUCGGCCUACUUGUCCGCAGACUGGGUGGCGACAGUAUCCCUCGGUACCCUCUCAAACAGCCAAGGAGAUUCGGAAGGGAAACUUCUGGAUCCAAACUAUACCCUCAUGGCAUUUUGGGCGCCAUUCCUUCUCUUGCACCUUGGUGGUCCGGACACAAUCACGGCUUACUCCUUAGAAGAUAAUGAGUUGUGGUUAAGGCACUUGCUUGGACUAGUUGUCCAAGUUGGAGUGGCUUUCUACGUGUUUCUGAGGUCAUGGGCAGGAACUCCACUCACAUUUCUAUCCAUUCCAAUGUUUGUGGCUGGAAUUAUCAAGUAUGGAGAGAGGACUUGCGUUCUGAGGUCUGCAAGCAAGAAUCACUUUAGAGAUUCUUUGCUUCCAGUUCCUGAUCCUGGACCUGAUUAUGCUUAUUUGGUGAUGAAAAAUGGUUCAUGGGAAGGGAAAAGGGAGAGUAAAAAGCCACUUCAAUCUACCGCUGGUGAUGACAUUACUAUACCGGGUGGAAAAUAUAUUGAUAAAGCUUACUUCUUAUUCGAGAACCAAUUCAAGCAUCUAUAUGCAGACCUCAUCCUCAGCUUGGAUGACCAAAAAACCAGUGAGCGCUUCAUCAAGGAAUUGUCAUUCGAAGAUGCCUUCAAAGUGGUAGAGAUGGAGCUUAGUUUUAUGUAUGAUGUGCUCUACACCAAGGCAACACUGGUUUAUUCUCUACUAGGCAUUCUUCUCCGCAUUGCCAGCUUCUUGUCCACUAUUUCUACCUUAGCGGCCUUCUGCUUCUUCAUCGAUAGGCAUGAGUUCUCAAACAUUGACAUCAACAUUACUUACUUAUUACUCUUUGGAGCUAUUUUUCUUGAGGUUUAUGCUCUCAUUAAGCUGAUUUUGUCGGACUGGAGCAUCGUCUGGUUGAGCAGCAAGAAGAACCCCCUGGCUGAUUCCAUUUAUCGAGCCAUUACCUUUUUUAGAUCAGUUCUAACUAGUGACAUUAGAUGGUCUAGACGCAUGGCACAGAACAAUUUAAUUGAUUCUUGCCUCGGAGACAAAACCAAGUUUAAUCAGGUUCCCAGGUUCUUUGACAUGAACAAAUUCUUAGAGAAGUACUGGUACAUGACUUGGGAGAUGGUGGAUGACAUGAAGGAACCCAUCUUCUCCUGGCUCCUAGAGGUGACAAGUAUUGUCGGGGAUCGCAGGCAGCUACUCAAACACAGAGGUGAUUAUGUGAUUACAAAAAAGAGGGGGGUUAUUAAUAGAGCACUUGAUUGGAGUAUAGUUGAUGUGGAAUUUGAUCACAGCAUCCUCGUCUGGCAUAUCGCUACAGAUCUCUGUUAUCCUUGUGAUGUCGACAAAUCCCCAGAUACCAAUCUCAAGUCAUGGUGCAAACUAAGCAAAUGCUUGUCUGAGUACAUGUUGUAUCUGUUAGUUAUGUGUCCAUUUAUGCUGCCAAAAGGGAUAGGGGAGUUUCGGUUCCGAGACACUUGUUCAGAGGCUAAAAGAUUCUUCCAGCAAAGAAGGGAGUCCAUAUCUAAUAGAAAUGAAGCUUGCAGAUUGUUGCUUCAAGUUGACACGGAAGCUGAGCCGAUAAAAGUGAAAGGAGAUAAAAGCAAGUCGAGGCAUGUAGGCUUGCCAAAGCGUUGA